AUGAAAGUAAAAAGAAUUGCAGUCAUUGGUGCUGGGGUCAGCGGACUGGGUGCUAUUAAGAGCUGCUUGGAGGAGGGACUCGAGCCUAUAUGUUUUGAAAAGAGCAGUGACAUUGGAGGACUGUGGAGAUAUGAGGAGACACCAGAAAGCGGACAUCCUGGAAUAUACAAAUCUUUGAUCUGCAACACUUCCAAGGAGAUGACAGCCUUCAGUGACUACCCUAUCCCUGACCAUUACCCCAACUAUAUGCACAACUCCAAACUGAUGGAGUAUCUCAGGAUGUACACCAGACACUUUGGGCUUCUGAAACACAUCCAGUUCCAGACAAAAGUGUGCAGUGUGAGGAAACGGCCUGAUUUUUCAUCCUCUGGACAGUGGGAUGUUGUGGUGGAAGCUGAUGGGAAAAAGAAAACCUAUAUCUUUGAUGGAGUCAUGGUCUGCAGUGGUUACUACAAUGAAAAGUAUAUGCCCUUACAGGAUUUUGAAGGGAUCGAGAAGUUCCAAGGCAGAUACCUCCACAGCUGGGAGUACAAGCACCCAGAGAGCUUUGUGGGAAAGAGAGUGGUCGUGAUUGGCAUUGGGAAUUCUGGAGCAGAUGUGGCUGGCGAGAUCAGUCGUGUUGCUGAACAGGUUUUCCUCAGCACAAGACGAGGGUCAUGGAUAUGGCACCGAGUUUGGGAUAAUGGGAAUCCCUUAGACACGGCUCUUUUCACCCGUUAUAAUCAAGUUCUCCAAAAAUUCUGUCCCACAUUCAUGAUCAACAGAUGGGCAGAGAACAAACUAAAUGCAAGGUUUAACCAUGCUAAUUAUGGACUGCAGGCUAAACACAGAUAUCUGAGUCAUCAGUUGACUUUCGGUGAUGACCUGCCAAACUACAUAAUUACUGGAAAACUACUGAUGAAAGCAAAUGUGAAGGAGUUCACAGAGACAUCAGCCAUCUUUGAGGACGGCACUGAGGAGCGCAUAGAUGUUGUCAUUUUUGCCACAGGCUACACUUUCUCAUUCCCUUUCUUGGAGGAUGAGCCAGCAAUCCUGGACAGCCAGCAGUCCAUGUUUAAAUUUGUCUUCCCUCCUCUGCUAGAGAAGCCAACACUAGCUUUCAUUGGCAUCCUCCAGCCAAUGGGAGCCACCAUUCCCACGUCAGAGAUCCAAAGCCGAUGGGUUACACGUGUGUUCACAGGACUGAAAAAGUUACCAUCAGGGAGUGACAUGAUGGCUGACAUCAACAAAAGGAAAAGGAUCACGGCAAAACAGUUUUUGGAAAGCCCUAGAGACGCACGCCGAGUACAGUUUAUCGACUACAUGGAUGAGAUUGGUUCUGAGUUAGGAGUCAAACCCAAUCUGCUUUCUCUCUUCCUUUGGGAUACAAAGCUGGCCAAGGAGAUCUUCUGGGGGCCCUGCACUGCAUACCAGUACCGUUUACAAGGGCCAGGGAAAUGGCCUGGGGCUCGGGCAGCCAUCCUCACUCAGAGAGAACGGAUCCUCAAACCCCUGAGAACCCGUGUACUCAAACACCCUGAGGCUUCUUCAUCUAGUCUAUUUUGGGUCAAAAGUGCUUGUGCUGUCCUUUUUCUCUUUGUUCCCAUAUUAGUCAUCUUGCAAAUGAUGUAUCAUUAA
This is a messenger RNA of Nannospalax galili (Upper Galilee mountains blind mole rat), 1617 nucleotides long. RefSeq names its product dimethylaniline monooxygenase [N-oxide-forming] 5-like. NCBI's taxonomy places the organism in Eukaryota, Metazoa, Chordata, Mammalia, Rodentia, Spalacidae. The record is from RefSeq and is a predicted model, not a curated record. The coding region runs from base 1 to 1617 and encodes 538 amino acids. The transcript has 8 exons. Gene Ontology annotation, molecular function: N,N-dimethylaniline monooxygenase activity; NADP binding; flavin adenine dinucleotide binding.